Molecule: messenger RNA, 371 nt
Organism: Racocetra persica
Lineage: Eukaryota; Fungi; Glomeromycota; Glomeromycetes; Diversisporales; Gigasporaceae
Source: the annotation of a GenBank genome assembly
CUAAUAUUCGUGACAUGACAAAUGUGGAAAUACAACAAAUUACACCAAAACAGGUUAUUGAUUUUGUUGAAGGGUUAACCAACAUUACUGAAAUAUGGUCUGUUGCAGUUGGCGAUAUAAUGGCUAUGAAAUAUUAUAUAGUUUUAUUAAAGAAUUAUUCACAUAUUUGUACAUGUCUAUCUAUUAUUCAACAAGGCAUAAUUUGCAGGCAUUAUUUUCGAAUUAUGCUUGCGACCAGUGCUGCAAAAUUUCAUAUCUGUUUGAUUCCUUCCAGAUGGUAUUAUAAAGACCUCGAUGGCUUCAAUGAACCUUUUUUUACCACAAAAAAGUUUAUCGAAGAAAAUAGUACAACAUUCCAAUGCGAAUCACUU